Vittaforma corneae ATCC 50505 is the source of this 660-nucleotide messenger RNA. RefSeq lists its product as uncharacterized. Bases 1 to 660 code for a protein of 219 amino acids. The record is from RefSeq and is a predicted model, not a curated record. Lineage: Eukaryota; Fungi; Microsporidia; Nosematidae. The transcript has a single exon.
AUGGAUGAGUCUGGACAAGAUAAAUUCAAAAAAUCCACAAAGAGCCUGAGUUUCCUUAGUAUAAACAGCAACAAAUUGCCACAUGGCCAUUCUUGUGAGCACGAGCAUGUGCAUCCUAGUAUCCAUCCUAGUUUAUCUCGAAGCUCUUCUCAAAUUGAUUUCCUGAAUUUUGCUGAGCCUCAAAAUAGCAAUAAGUUAAAAAAGAAAUCCUUUAAUGAUUUGCUAUCCAACUGUGAGGUUGGUUGCGACAUAAUGAUGAUGGAAAUUUCCGAAAAUAUGCAAAAAUCUGACAGCCAUGUCUAUGAUUUUCAGAACAAUUCUAAUACUGAAGUACAGAUUGUGCCCAAAAAUUAUACAGAAUCAGAAAUAGAUUUGUGUGAUGAUACAAAACGGGGAUUAUUUGCAGGGAAUAUUCUUGAAGAUCGAACAAAGGAAAAGUGUGCUCAUUAUUUUAUGGACGAUCCUUUAACAUUCAAGAAUGCCAAUAGUGAAUUAAUGGAUCAUCAAUUCCCAACGCUGUGCAUUGAAUGUGACUGGGAGGAUGAAGGAAAUGUUCAAAAUAUCAGCAAUCAGUGGGUCGUAGAUAUCAGCACAGAAUUCAUCAAAAAUAUCAACAGCAGGCAUAUUGAAGACAGUGUGGUUUUUCAAAAACUUUUUUGA